Messenger RNA from Trichogramma pretiosum, 1085 nucleotides. RefSeq names its product oocyte zinc finger protein XlCOF15-like. The transcript has 2 exons. Gene Ontology annotation, biological process: regulation of transcription by RNA polymerase II. Bases 173 to 853 code for a protein of 226 amino acids. Lineage: Eukaryota; Metazoa; Arthropoda; Insecta; Hymenoptera; Trichogrammatidae. The record is from RefSeq and is a predicted model, not a curated record. Gene Ontology annotation, cellular component: nucleus. Gene Ontology annotation, molecular function: RNA polymerase II cis-regulatory region sequence-specific DNA binding; DNA-binding transcription activator activity, RNA polymerase II-specific.
GAAGCUCUAAUUAAUCAACUAUCGAGAAUAAUAAUAUAGAAGUCGAGCGACCGUACUCGUAGUAAUAUCGCGCGUAUAUACGAGCACAGCCGAGAGAUAAGGGAUUACAAUAUUACAUAUCCAAGUUUUAACUUUAAAUUUUAGCGCGAUAAUUACUCGAUCGAAGUAAAGAAUGUGCAGAAAGAAAAGACAGAAGAACAACUUCCCAGCGUCCAUGGGAGACGGCGAGCAACUCUACUGUAAGAUCUGCAUGAUCCUGUUCUCGGAGAAGCUCGAUCUGCAGCAGCACGUGUUCAAGAAGCACCCGGAGAUCGACCGGCCGUUCAUCUGCGACAAGUGCCCCGCCGCCUACGCGACCAAAGCGGGUCUGCGGCAGCAUCGCUCCAACUCGCACGAGCCCAAGUUCGCCUGCGACGAGUGCCCCCUGAAAUUCGGCAACGGCGCCUAUCUGCGCCAGCACAAGGACCGCGAGCAUCGUCGCCUCAAGCCCUUCAGCUGUCACGAGUGCGCCAAGGCGUUCACGCGCAAGUACAAUCUCCGGCAGCACGUCGACCUCGUGCAUCUCGGCGUGAAGAAGUUUAAGUGCGGCCAGUGCGACAUGAGCUUCGGCUGGCGCAGCACUCUGACCUUCCACUUCGCCAGUUGCCACCUACCGCCCAACUUCCACUGCGACGAGUGCGGCAAAAAGUUCGGCCUGAAGAAUCAUCUGAGGCGGCACGUGGAGUCGGUGCAUCUCGGCAUGAGGUAUCACAAGUGUCCCGAGUGUCCGCGCCAGUUCGCGCGCAAGGAUAAUAUGGAGUCGCAUCGAGUCAGUAUACACGUGCUGGGUGGGCGAAGCACGAGGAAGGUUUAAAUAUGGGGGAAAAAUUGAGCGAUGUAUAUAAACGAGCAGCGUAUAAGUUGUUGAUGUAAAUACUUUAUCUGUAGUUAAUGUAUAAAAAUAAUAAGAUAAAAGCCAUUAAUAUAUAAUAAUAUAUAUUAUGUAAUAUUGUUAUAUAUAAUAAUUAAUUAAAUUAUUCAUUUUUAUACUAUUUUGUAUUGAGAAUAAAGUAUACAUGACAUACAACUUAAAAAAAGAGAAAAAA